Molecule: messenger RNA, 1540 nt
Organism: Cyclopterus lumpus (lumpfish)
Lineage: Eukaryota; Metazoa; Chordata; Actinopteri; Perciformes; Cyclopteridae
Gene: foxd2
Product: forkhead box D2
Exons: 1
Coding region: 440-1540 (366 amino acids)
Biological process (GO): regulation of transcription by RNA polymerase II; cell differentiation; anatomical structure morphogenesis
Molecular function (GO): DNA-binding transcription factor activity, RNA polymerase II-specific; RNA polymerase II cis-regulatory region sequence-specific DNA binding
Source: RefSeq, a predicted model, not a curated record
CCAACCCCGUGCGUAAAAGAUAUUCUGGAAAGAUACUUGGAGAUCCAGAAGUGUAUUUUCUAAAUGAGCUACAGCACAAACUGAUCACAGACGGAAACAAUCGCAUCUCCGGAAAAUCACAAAUCCAGCUUAUCGCAAGAUCGAUGAUCUUUGACCGUCUGCUUUUGUUUUUACGCCUGAAAACCAGAAGUUGCCUGCUCGAUGAGAACCUCGCACGGCCCUGCUUGACCAGCCUCGGACGACCAGGAGUCGCCAGAUCCACAGGUCAAAGAGUUAUUUACCUUUUCAAUAGAUUCUAGCCAUGUGUGAGUAGUUGGAGAUAAAGCUGCAGCAAAAGCCUCGUGUGGUUGUAAGGGGGAGAGGGAGAGUAUAUAGCCUCGCCGGACUAUAGAGGAGGAAAUCUGGGAAGAGAGGGGGAAGAGAAGCGGCGUCUCCGAGGAUGACUUUAGGGACGGAUAUGUCCGACAGCUCUGCAUUGUCCGAAGAUGUGGACAUCGAUGUGGUCGGGGGCGACAUAUCCGUUGGAAAGGACGGAAAGUACAUUCACCACGAGUUCAACUUGGACAAUGACUCGGACGAUAAUUACUCCCAGAACGCGGCCGAGAGGGUUUCUUCUCCGGGGCUCAGCAGCUCCGACUGCCCGUCGGACCAGAUGGGCUCCGGCGCAGAGGUCGGCACCGUGAUCGGGGAGAAAUCCAAAAAGGGCGCUCUGGUGAAGCCCCCUUACUCUUACAUCGCCCUGAUCACCAUGUCCAUCCUGCAGAGCCCCAAGAAACGCCUCACUCUCAGCGAGAUCUGCGAGUUCAUCAGCAGCAGAUUCCCUUACUACCGGGAGAAAUUCCCCGCGUGGCAGAACUCAAUUCGCCACAAUCUGUCCUUGAACGACUGCUUCGUGAAGAUCCCCCGAGAGCCCGGCAACCCGGGCAAGGGCAACUACUGGACCCUCGACCCGGAUUCCGCAGACAUGUUCGACAACGGGAGCUUCUUGCGCAGGAGGAAGCGCUUCAAGAGGCACCAAACGAACGAAAUCCUCCGCGAGUCUGGCUUUCUGCCCGGGUUUGGAUACGGUCCGUAUGGAUACAACUAUGGACUUCAGCUGCAGAACUUCCACGCAGCCCACAACCCGUACCACCCGCACCACACAGGUGGUUCGUUCGCGUUCCCCAACGCCCCCUGCACCUUGCCCUCGUCAGCCUCCAUAUUCCCCGGGCCGCAUCACCUUCCCUCCCUGUUAGCUGCCGAUUUAAGAAAGCCUUUUUAUCCCCAACUAAGCCCGUCUCUGCCGCCUCUCAAGACGGACUCCAGCACCCCGAGUCGUCCUUCGUUCUCCAUUGACAAUAUCAUCGGUGCGGCCAACUCCACCGCCUCUUCCUACGGCGUGCAGCCGGCCAGCCAGGCUCAGAUCCUGGCCAUAUUAACGCCAGCACUGGCCUCUGCUUCCAACCAUUUGAACCUAUCGCAGGAAAGCAUAUUACAGGCCGGGCCACAGGGGCAGACUUUUUCCAGCAAAAUCCCAAAUAUGAACACUUGUCCUUUCUAA